ACUUCUCCCUGAGAGAACCGCUGGUGGCGGCGCGGGCGAGCGCCAGCGCGCCUAGGUCCUGCUCGCCCAGCCGCUGCCACCUGCAGUGACCAUGAUAGUGUUUGUCAGGUUCAACUCCAGCCAUGGUUUCCCAGUGGAGGUCGAUUCUGACACCAGCAUCUUCCAGCUCAAGGAAGUGGUUGCUAAGCGACAGGGGGUCCCAGCUGACCAGCUGCGUGUGAUUUUUGCAGGGAAGGAGCUUCCAAAUGACCUGACAGUGCAGAGCUGUGACCUGGAACAGCAGAGCCUCGUCCACGUUGUGCAGAGACCAUGGGGAAAGGGGCAGGGCACGAAUGCGACUGGAGGGCAUGCACCUGGGAACCCCUGUGCGGGCCCGGACAGGGAGCCCGAGAGCUUGACACGCGUGGACCUCAGUGGCUGCGUCCUGCCUGCGCACUCCGUGGGGCUGGCCGUCAUUCUGGACACAGACAGCCGGAGCGACUCCCCAGCAGCCGCAAGGCCCGGUAAAACGACCUACAAGAGUUUUUACGUUUACUGCAAAGACCCCUGUCGAAGAGUGCAGCCGGGAAAGCUGCGGGUGCGGUGCGGGGCCUGCAGACAGACCACGCUCACCUUGGCCCAGGGUCCAUCUUGCUGGGAAGACGUCUUAAUUCCAAGCCGGAUGCGAGGUGAAUGCCAGUCCCCAGACUGUGCCGGCACGCGAGCCGAGUUUUUCUUUAAAUGUGGAGCCCACCCGACUUCCGAUGAGGACACGUCAGUGGCUUUGAACCUGAUCACCACCAACAGUCGGGGCAUCAGCUGCAUCACAUGCACGGACAUCAGGAGCCCCGUGCUGGUCUUCCCGUGCAACCACCACCACGUCAUCUGCUUGGACUGCUUCCACCUGUACUGCGUGACGAGACUCAACGACCGGCAGUUUGUCCACGACGCCCAGCUCGGCUACACGCUGCCCUGCGUGGCUGGCUGUCCCAACUCCUUGAUUAAAGAGCUCCAUCACUUCAGGAUUCUGGGAGAAGAGCAGUACAACCGGUACCAGCAGUACGGGGCGGAGGAAUGUGUGCUGCAGAUGGGGGGCGUGCUGUGCCCCCGCCCGGGCUGUGGAGCAGGCCUGCUGCCCGAGCAGGGCCAGAGGAGAGUCACCUGUGAAGGGGGCAACAGCCUGGGCUGUGGGUUUGUCUUCUGCCGGGACUGCAAGGAUGCGUACCAUGCCGGCGGCUGCAGCACGCUGUUCGACACCUCGGGAGCCACUUCUCAGGUCAGUGGCCCCCCUUCCCGCCCUCAGAGACGGCUCUGCCAUGAACCCCAGCAGCAGAGCGGGAUGGGGUCCCCAGGCCGUGUGCACGUCCCCACGGCCAUGUGGAUGGCUGUGAAACCGGGAGGAUGCAUGCACAUGCAGUGCCCGCAGCCCCAGUGCAGGAUGGAGUGGUGCUGGAACUGCGGCUGCGAGUGGAACCGCGUCUGCAUGGGCGACCACUGGUUCGAUGUGUAGCGGGCACAGCAGGCCACGGCCUCUGCCUUGCCCGGGGGCCGGCGGUCCUUCUUCCAAACACAGAUGCUUGCUCACACACACACACACACACACACACACACACACACACAAUUAUAGACACUUCUGGAUCCCACUUACUGCAUCCAGGAAAAACUACCACCAGCAACGGUGCCUGUUCACACCUCAGGAAAUACCACAGCACCAUGAACGCACUUGAUGUAAACUUGACACAAACCCUGGCUCUUACACUGAUUUUAGUUAGGCCGCAUCAGCUCCUGGAGGGAGACUGCUCAAGUUUAUUCUCCUGCAUUUUACUGCGCGUGAGUACUGAGCGGAAGCCACUGCUGAGGUGGGAAGUGAUUGCGGUGUGGGCACAGUGUGGGCUCUCACAGGACAGCCGGCCGUGGCGUCUUAGAGCUAACGACAGCCAUGGCUUGGAGAGUGAUUUUCCCAUCUCACAGGGCCCCAGGUGAGCGCCAAGGAUAUUUGCUUUUCUCUGAGAAUUCUUUCGAUAAAUUUUGCUGGUAAAAUACGCGCUACGCACACAUCAAACUGCCAACCACCGAGAGGUCAGGAAAGGGACCUGGAAUGCCAGUUUUGCAGUUCCAGGAAACAAAGCAAAACUCACGGUACUUUGAUCUCCUUUGAUUAUUUGCAACAUUUGCAAGAACUUAUUUCUUCUGAAGACAUCACGCAUUCUAGAAUGUGCAUAGCUUGGCAAUCGAGAUCCUCUACCUUUACUGUAAAUCUAGUAGAUAAAGGAGAUCGUUUUUUAGAACAAUUUCAGAAUUGCUCUAGGCCAGUGUUAUCAAAAGUGCAGAUUCUGAAGCUGAAUGUAUAUGGAAGGAGUGCUUCCAGAAUGAUCUACAUGAAAAUGCCCCUCCCCCAGGCGACUGCCCAAGAAGCCUGGACUGCCCAGGGCCUUGGCACAGGCCGGCAGGCACGCAUCAGAACACACAAGCUAACAAGCUUUGUCUUGGACCACUGCUCACAUUUGCAGCUGGUUGUUGAGGUGUUUGAGACCCACAGAAAGAUUCCCUCUAGAUCCCGUGAGUACAGUUUCCACGACCACUCAUGCCGGCAAGAACCUGUCUCGGGCCACGGCGGCCUCCCGCCGGCCUGCUGGCUCCUCCGGAGACAGAACCCAGAACGUCACUGACAACACGCGAUGCCCUGCUGGGUUUAGAGGCCUGGAAGUUCCCACCUCAGUGACCCGGCUUCUCUUUUUAGACAAGCCCUUGCCACUGGCAGAAGAGGGGGCCACCCUGGAACUUUCCAGAUCACAUCCUGAGCAUGUCUGUCCCUCUGUCCGUGAUGACGUGCCCCUCUGUUUCCUGGGAGGCACAGCACUGGAACAUCACACAAGCAGCCAAAUUUGGCUUUGCAUUAGAAUAUCCAUCCGGCCCACAGGCCAACCACCACCCUACCUGUGCCCGACGCCCAGGGUCACGCAGAAAUGCCGGGAAGGGCGAGGGCAGCGGGCGGCGUCUCCUCCGGUCAGCCAGGCGGUGUGGUCCUGACAAUCCCAGUCCAUCCCCACUGCCGAAGCCAGCAGCACCGAGCCUCGGCCCAUACCAUAUCACCGUGGCCCCGCUUUCUGGGUGCUGCUUUUGUUACUGACCCCUUAGGAUUCUGCACGGGGUUUUAGAGUUUUGAAGCUGGAAUGAGGUUUGCUGUCACCAGUGGCCGGGAACCCAGUCCCCUGGGGCCACGGGGCUGACUGCCCAGCAGGGUCCUGGUGUAUUCACACUAGAGUAGUGAUUCUUACAAUAUAUUAAGGGGG
Molecule: messenger RNA, 3272 nt
Organism: Dipodomys ordii (Ord's kangaroo rat)
Lineage: Eukaryota; Metazoa; Chordata; Mammalia; Rodentia; Heteromyidae
Gene: Prkn
Product: parkin RBR E3 ubiquitin protein ligase
Exons: 11
Coding region: 92-1489 (465 amino acids)
Biological process (GO): ubiquitin-dependent protein catabolic process
Cellular component (GO): mitochondrion; cytosol
Molecular function (GO): polyubiquitin modification-dependent protein binding; zinc ion binding; ubiquitin-protein transferase activity
Source: RefSeq, a predicted model, not a curated record